Messenger RNA from Raphanus sativus (radish), 1389 nucleotides. RefSeq lists its product as uncharacterized. The record is from RefSeq and is a predicted model, not a curated record. The transcript has a single exon. NCBI's taxonomy places the organism in Eukaryota, Viridiplantae, Streptophyta, Magnoliopsida, Brassicales, Brassicaceae. Bases 1 to 1389 code for a protein of 462 amino acids.
AUGGCUGACUCACUCCAUCGGAGCCUCAAAUCCAUGUCUCUUGAAGAGGAAGAAGAACCUCUGACUCUUCCUGAUAGCCCUACCUUUAGGGUCCUUGAUGAUAACGCUCUGAGUUUGCUUGGGAAACUCCUAAACCCCGACUGCCAAAAUAUGGACAGGAUGAUUGAUUACAUGCCCACUGCCUGGCGUCUGGUUGGUAGGGUCAGAGGUAUUGCUCUGUCGUGCGAUAAGUUCCAGUUUAUCUUCGAUCGUGAAGAAGACCUCCAAACGGUGCUUAACGAUCGUCCUUGGUCGUACAAUCAUUGGACGAUGGUUCUUGAGCGUUGGACUCCAGAGCCCCCUGAAGAUUUCCUUCGUUAUAUGGAAGUUUGGGUUCGGAUCCGACACAUACCAGCGAAUUUCUUCACUCUAGGUACGAUGUUUGCCUUAGCGAAGGAAACAGGGCGAGUUCUGGAGAUAGCCUACGACCCUAAGAUCUCGCAUAAGAAAGAUUACAUCCUAGCACUGGUGUCUUUUGAUACUGAGAAACCUGCUAAGGCCUCUCGCAAGCUAACAGUGAAGAAAGGAGUCGCAAUGACCAUUGGCUUUGAGUAUGAGAGAAUUCACAAAAGAUGUUUCCAUUGUCAUUGCCUAACUCAUGAGAAACCUAAGUGCCCACUUCUGAGGAAAGGUCAUCAGAUCGUGAAGGAGCCUGCCCCAGCGCUGGAGUUGAUGCAGCAGAAUUCAGAAGAUAGUGCUGAGAGUAGCAAGUGCCCUGCUCGUGAAAGUGCUCCACCAGGUUUCCCUACUAUGUUCCCUGAGCUUCCACCAGAGGAACGUAAGAUGGCGAUGCUGUAUAUCUCUCAUUCUGAUGACACAGAGAGAUUAGCGAGGAUCCAACGAGUUAAGCAAUCUAUCGAGGAUCAAGGGAGAUCUCAUGUUGCUACGCUCACUAGAUUCACCUCGAACCUUGAUAAAGGGAAGGGGCAUGUUUUCAGUUAUGCUGAAAAGGAGACCGAUGAGAAUCCACACAAACAUCCACGCAUUUCGUCGUCCUUACCAAUCCUGACUACUGAGAUCAAUGAACACGAAGUGUCUGACUCUGCCCUAUCUGCCAACACUGGUGAUCCCAACCUUGCUAUCUCUACGGAUUUUCAGGUUGGCACAUCUUGUGUCCUUCCUGCCGGGGGUAGUAAGGAGGGUAAGCAAGCUCGCCGCAGGCCUCCGUCUUGGAAGAGAAAAUCUCAAACUGGGAAAAGUUCUCUCAACAGUUCAGGUACUCCGUUUGCUCUUAAGGAGAUCAGUGGUAAACGGAAGCCGGAAUCUGUCAAUCAAUCUCCAGCAAAAAAACCUUCAGUUCCAUCUACUAAUACGGUGGCUUCCAGUGUGAAGCCGCUGCAGUUCCAAUGA